Molecule: messenger RNA, 793 nt
Organism: Raphanus sativus (radish)
Lineage: Eukaryota; Viridiplantae; Streptophyta; Magnoliopsida; Brassicales; Brassicaceae
Product: actin-depolymerizing factor-like
Exons: 3
Coding region: 162-572 (136 amino acids)
Biological process (GO): actin filament depolymerization
Cellular component (GO): cytoplasm; actin cytoskeleton
Molecular function (GO): actin filament binding
Source: RefSeq, a predicted model, not a curated record
UUUAGUUGUCCGAGUUCGUCUCGAUCCUCUAUAUUCACAAACCAAUUAAGCAUUGUCAUCUUCUUUCACAUUUUUCCUCUUUUCCAGAGGACAAUCAAGAUUCACACAAAACAACAAAUCGAUCUUCAUCAAGCGUUACCGUAUAAACUAAACAAAAAACAAUGGCGAACGCGGCGUCUGGAAUGGCAGUGGAGGACAACUGCAAGCUGAAGUUCUUGGAGCUAAAGAAAAGAACACAUCGGUUCAUAAUAUUCAGGAUAGACGGGCAGCAAGUGGUGGUUGAAAAGUUAGGAAGCCCGCAGGAGACUUACGACGACUUCACCGCUUCCCUCCCUGCCGACGAGUGCCGCUACGCGGUUUUCGACUUCGAUUUUACCACCAAUGAGAACUGCCAGAAGAGCAAAAUCUUCUUCAUAGCCUGGUCACCUGAUUCAUCUAGAGUGAGGAUGAAGAUGGUGUAUGCUAGCUCUAAGGAUAGGUUCAAGAGAGAACUGGACGGCAUUCAGGUGGAGUUACAAGCCACUGAUCCUAGUGAGAUGAGCUUUGACAUUAUCAAAAGCCGAGCUCUCUAGAUUUUUUUUCCUUGUUUUCAUAAAAAACAUCUAUAUAUAUAUCACCUUUCGUAUUUUUGUGAUUCAAAAAAAUGUUUUAAACAUUUUCCAUUAUAUGUAAUUUAUUUGAUUAAGAACUGAAUUCUUCAUCAUCUCCUUUCAUUUAUUUUUCAUUUCCCUUUGUAAACAAUUUGUUAUGAAAAUUUAACUGGCUUUUAUAUUUCAACCUGGGAGAAGCUGAA